Molecule: messenger RNA, 2186 nt
Organism: Mastomys coucha (southern multimammate mouse)
Lineage: Eukaryota; Metazoa; Chordata; Mammalia; Rodentia; Muridae
Gene: Tsks
Product: testis specific serine kinase substrate
Exons: 11
Coding region: 419-2161 (580 amino acids)
Cellular component (GO): centriole
Molecular function (GO): protein kinase binding
Source: RefSeq, a predicted model, not a curated record
UGGAUACAGCCGGCAUGAUGGCGGAGGGCUCGGCUCCAAGCCUGGCCGAACGGGCGAGGGGCUAGCUGACGGCACCGGGCGGAAAGGACCCCAGACGGCGCCGAGGUGCCGGCCGGGGGAGGGCGGGCUAGCGGCGGGCUGGCUGCAGGCCGACGCCCCGCCUCAGACCCGCCCCUACGGAUUGUCAUCCGGGAACGUACACCACUUGUUAGCUGAAAGCCCUGCCGCUCACAAUAGAACGCCCGCCCCCCUCUCUCUCUGAUUGGGUAAAUAGUAAAGAUACCCGGCGAUGAUUGGUGCAGUACCAGGCUAUUUCCGUUCGGAGCUGGGAGGCAGGGGGCGUUGCCCUAGAGACAGGCGGAGUUCGAUGACACACCCUGGGACCGCCCCCUGAACGGCCGAGACCAACUCUAAUUGGAUGGACCACCAGCUCCGCGCCAGUAGGGCGGGAUGUAAGAGGCCGAAGGAGGCGGAACUUCGGGAAAAGAAGACCAAUGGGGUGGAGCCCCGGAUGUCGCACGAGCCGAUGCACUGGUGCCUGAACCUCAAGCGGUCCUCUGCCUGCACCAACGUGUCCUUGCUCAACCUGGCUGCCAUGGAGCCCGACUCUUCAGGCACAGACUCUACCACAGAGGACAGUGGUCCACUAGCACUGCCAGGGCCACCUGCUUCCCCUACAACACCCUGGGCUCCAGAGGACCCUGACAUCACAGAACUACUGAGUGGGGUCAACAGUGGAUUGGUACGUGCCAAAGACUCCAUCACCAGCUUAAAGGAAAAGACCACGCGGGUUAAUCAGCACGUUCAGACACUGCAGAGCGAGUGCUCUGUGCUGAGUGAGAAUCUGGAAAGAAGACGGCAGGAGGCAGAAGAGUUGGAGGGGUACUGCAGUCAAUUGAAGGGCCCCCGCCCUGAUGUCCUGACCCAGGAGAACUGCCGCAAGGUGACCCGUUCAGUGGAAGACGCUGAAAUCAAAACCAAUGUCCUGAAGCAGAACUCUGCCUUGCUGGAGGAGAAGCUAAGGUACCUCCAACAGCAACUGCAGGAUGAGACGCCCCGGAGACAGGAGGCCGAGUUGCAGGAACUGGAGCAAAAACUGGAGGCUGGCCUCUCCCGGCAUGGCCUGAGCCCUGCCGCUCCCAUUCAGGGCUGCUCCGGUCCUCCUGGCAGCCCCGAGGAAGCCUCGCGGCCGCGAGGCCUGUCCUCCAGUGGCUGGGGCAUGGCAGUCCGCGCAGGGGAGGGACCCUCGCUGAGCGAGCAGGAAUUGCAAAAGGUCUCCACCGGCCUGGAGGAGCUGAGGAGGGAGGUGUCCUCGCUGGCAGCCCGGUGGCAUCAGGAGGAGGGGGCGGUGCAGGAGGCCCUGAGGUUGCUGGGAGGCCUGGGCGGCCGUCUGGAUGGCUUCCUGGGCCAGUGGGAGCGGGCGCAGCGGGAACAAGCACAGUCCGCACGAGGCUUGCAGGAGCUGCGAGGACGAGCAGAUGAGUUGUGCACCAUGGUGGAAAGGUCGGCAGUGUCUGUUGCCUCACUGAGGAGCGAACUGGAGGCUCUGGGCCCAGUAAAACCCAUUCUGGAGGAGCUGGGACGGCAACUUCAGAACUCCCGAAGGGGAGCUGACCAUGUCUUGAACUUGGAUCGGUCUGCCCAAGGCCCGUGCGCGCGCUGUGCCAGCCAGGGGCAGCAGUUAUCCACGGAGUCCCUACAGCAGCUGCUGGAACGUGCGCUGACCCCACUGGUGGAUGAGGUGAAGCAGAAGGGCCUGGCUCCUGCCUGCCCCAGUUGCCAGAGGCUACACAAGAAGAUUCUGCCCAGUCCAGUAAGCCCAGCGGCGCCUACACUCCUCUCCCCAGGAGCUGGAGCGCCAGGCCUUGGCCAAACACGUCAGGGCAGAGGCCCUGAGCUCCACCCUUCGGCUGGCCCAAGACGAAGCCGUUCGGGCCAAGAACCUACUGCUGACGGACAAGAUGAAGCCGGAGUGAGGACAGAGGCGGAGGGCAUGGGAGGAGGGGAGAAGGUGGCCACUUUGGACUAUAUGCAUUUGAAGAUGUGCUCCCUCCACGACCAACUCAGCCACCUGCCACUUGAGGGGUCCACAGGGGCAAUGGUGGGAGGAAGCAAUGGAGGGGCGCCCCCUAAACGUGGGGGCCCAGGCUCUGAACAAUAAAUGGCCUCUCAUGCUGGCAUGAGUU